ACUUGCUCUUCGGGGGCUCAGCGCAGCCGCACGUCGGCCACGCGCAGGAGCCGCCGUUCUUCUCGGUAGUAGCGCACUUUACGGUGUCAGACAUUGUGUUCGAGGAUGUGAUAGUAGUCGAAGACUGGGGAUGCGACGGUCCCCUCGACGCUCUUUUAUAGCGAGGAUUGGGUCCUCAUCGGAUGCUAUCGCUCAGUUAUUGGGCUCCAUUUAUCUUCCCAAUCGCAGCGAUCAGGUAUGUCGCCAACGCUAUUCCCUACACCUCACGAUCAGCACCUCUCACCUCCGGACCGACGCAUAGCCGUAUUGUUCGACGCUCCUGGGGAUGUUGUAUGCCUCCGCGUCGGGGGGUGGUGACGUCGGCCGUCGACGCUAACCUGACCAUCGAUCGCAGCUGCGCACUAGGAGGCAAGUUCUACAGGCGAUGCAAGUCGUGUAGCUGGAGCAGAGGACCCACCUCGCAUGGUACCCAAUGGAAACAAUGUCUUUGGUCAACCUCCGUCGACGACCAAGGGGAACGUGAUUCUACACCUCCCGUUUGUCCACGAGUUCGAUGCAUUCCGUGAGAGUAUUGCCCACGGAACGUAACCUUCUCCAUCUACGAAGAUGUGAGUACCUGACCUUCAGGUAGCGCCAUCACUUCCAACGGUACAACUCCGUCGCGUUGAAUUGCGACCCCACAGCGCGGAGACACCUGUGCAACGUGCUGGCCAAUAGAGCAGCGAUGAUAACGCCAGUUGCAUAGCAUGGUUGGGGAACAGCCGCGCCUGGACGAAGGGGCGAAUGGUCGCCCGUGCAUUUGGUGACGCCCGGCUCGGAGCCCGGCUU
Molecule: messenger RNA, 828 nt
Organism: Fomitopsis serialis
Lineage: Eukaryota; Fungi; Basidiomycota; Agaricomycetes; Polyporales; Fomitopsidaceae
Exons: 7
Coding region: 183-566 (127 amino acids)
Source: RefSeq, a predicted model, not a curated record